GAGUGUUGGGGGUCUAUGAGCCGCCCACCGGCAGCUGUCAUGCUCGCAAACAUGUUCUUCAUGACCUGCAUCUCCGUAUCAUCAUGAGCAUCAGGCGUCGUUGAGGAGCUUUUCCGUUGCUAUUCGAACUCAUCAGAAUCUGAUGAUAUGAGCAGAAUGAUUGCUAUACCCACGAGAUCCGCCAGUGUCAGCAAGGCGUUUCAGUUCGCUGAUCUUGCGAUACGUAGCGCAGAUGUAGGAAGCGAGAGCGAAGUCUUCUUGCGAACUAUACAAAUCGUUCGUAACGACCUGUCCGAGGUUGAGCGUUUGGUGGCCGUUGUCUCGGUACGGACAAAACUCGCACAGACACCCGAAAGACUCCCUUGGAUAAGAAGUUGUAUCGAGAACACCACCUCUGCCUUGGAGGAGAUCGGCAGAUGGGUCGACUGCGGCAGUACCGGGCAGUAUCGAAAUGUCUUGGACCAAUCUCAGAAACUUCGACACACUCUCAACGACCGCGAGCGACUAGCCGACCGCAAAAGCGAACUCAUGGCAUGCCAUCAACAACUGUCCAACGUACUCAGCUUCCUGAAUCGCUUGGAGGACCUUCCCAGUACUAGGGCGCUGCCAACGUAUCAAGACACCACCUACUUUGACGACAUCGUGUCGCGGCACAGAAGAUCAACCGGCCAUGCUCAACUCGAUGAUGGUUCACCGAAGGUCUUCUUGGGGGACAGCAAUCGAACGAUAUCUUACCCUGCCACCAACAAUUCGUGGUCAGUGAACCAGAAGUCGUCCCUUCAUGAAGCACCAUACACACAAGACACGUCGACCACGGAUGCGGUGAAGUCUACCUUACGGUCAUUAUGUGGACAAACGCAAGCGAUGCCAAACCAUCUAGACUACAAGCCAUACAACCCGCGAUAUCAAUUGCCUCCCAGCCUACCAAGCAGUCCGCCACCUACUUAUGCGUCGGCUGAACAGCGCAGUCCCCGCUCGGAAACAUACCCUGAAGAUACCAAGCGUCAUCUCAGUAUUGAUCAGCCGAGCCAUAGAAGCUCGCGAUCAUCGCCGAGUGAAGUGCGUGAUGACGCGCAUAACAUACAGUCAGUCAGAAAAGACACAUGGGCCUAUACAUAUCCAGAGAGGCAUCAAGCGCCAGCAGAACUGGCGGGCAACAGUUUCAUGAGUGGCACAAACUCGGACGGACCAGUGAAUCCGUAUGCGUUUCAUCCUACUGCGCCAACGCCAGUCCCAAGACCCUAUGCCUUUGAAGACAGCAAGAUUGAGACUUUAUCGGAGCUGUUGGGGGAUGUGGAUCUGGCCGUGGAGCUGCCCGGUAAUGAACCAGCCCAUUUGUCAAGGCAUAGUCUACGGCUGAGCUGGGAUACGUCUAACCACGGGCCGCCCGCACACCCAGCAUACAAGCAUGAGCAUCCAGAAUCGGUUUCUGAGCUACCGGCUAUCCCAAGACGUAGACCGGUCAUAUCGCAUACGGUUAGCGAGCCGACCGCUAUUCUCAACGAAACAUCAGUCACGCCGCCGAGAUUCGAGCUCGAUUCUGUGUCCUCUCAAACACACCCUUCUCUGAUCACACGAGGUCAGGCUGGUUCUGGUAGGCACUGGUCUGUGUCUUCUGUCUCUUCAAGCCCACGGCCACCAACGAGCAUCAAUGUAUCUCCGAACACUGUAACAUAUGUCGCUCCACUUGCGCCGCAAGCAAGCCAUGGUCAUGAACGGCCCCUAUCAUCGCACGCGCCACAGUCAACAAACAAUAAAUCAUCAGCGAGGAUGAGACGUCAGAAACACAUGUUGGAUCUACUUGAUAGCAUUGAUAGAUGACAAUGUCACUACAAAUAUGCUUCUCUCUCUCACAUCAUUCACAUGUGACUGCGCUGGAAUCUAUUCUUACAGGCUGAACAGGUUGAUCAUCAUACAGCACAUCCAAGGACUGAUCAUAUUGGCCUGCUACAUCCAACCCGUACC
Molecule: messenger RNA, 1965 nt
Organism: Alternaria rosae
Lineage: Eukaryota; Fungi; Ascomycota; Dothideomycetes; Pleosporales; Pleosporaceae
Exons: 2
Coding region: 148-1821 (557 amino acids)
Source: RefSeq, a predicted model, not a curated record